This is a messenger RNA of Phalaenopsis equestris, 1017 nucleotides long. Its product is annotated as BAHD acyltransferase At5g47980-like. Lineage: Eukaryota; Viridiplantae; Streptophyta; Magnoliopsida; Asparagales; Orchidaceae. The transcript is spliced from 2 exons. The record is from RefSeq and is a predicted model, not a curated record.
AUGUACACUGCCUUGCUCCUCCGCUACUCCACCACUUCCACCAAUGCUCCACAUGAACUUCCAUGGAAGCUCAGGACUUCUCUCUCAAAAGUUCUGAAUCGAUUCUACCCAUUAGUUGAGAUAGCAGCCGAUGGCAUUCUACAAGUUAACUGUAACAAUGAAGGCACAGUGUUCAUAGAAGCAUGUUCUGAAACUGAUCUCACCGUCUUCCUUCUCUCCCCUCCCAUCAACCAGUUCAAAGAACUCCUUCCGGUUAAAACCAGUAUGUUCAGACACAGUGAACCUAUUCUUUUGCUACAAUUCACUAACUUCUUAAAUGGCUAUGUGCUCGGAUUUUUGAUUUCGCAUGUGAUUGCCAAUGGUGCUUCCAUGGCCUUAUUCCUAAACUGCUGGGCGGAGACAGCACGUGAGAUUGAGGAAGAUAGACUAGCCAUGCCUUGUUUCACUUCAGCUUCAACUCUCUUCCCACCCAAGCCUCUAACAAUCGCCUACCAGGAACCAAAGGAGCCUUCUACUCUCACAACUUGUGAACUUGGCAAAAGAUUUACAGGUUUAUCAGAUCUCUCCAUUGGCAAUCUAUGGAUUGGUGGAGUAAGCUUCAUUGAGGGAGGAGUAGGACAAGAAGAGGUGGUGAAGCUGGUGAGGGAAAGUGGGAGGGGAGUGAAUGAGGAGGGAGUGAGGAAUGAGGCUGAGAGAACGUUUGCAGGUAAGAAUGAAGGGAAGGGAGAGGGGGAUUGGAAGGGAAGAAUGAAGGAGAUGCUAUGGAUAUUUAGUAGUUGGUGUAGGAUGGGUUUUUAUAAGACUGAUUUUGGGUGGGGAGAACCAGAGUGGAUUGGAUGUGAGUUUCGGGGCCUGAAGGAUGAGUGUAUAUUGAUUGAUUGAAAGGAUGGAGAAGGAAUUGAGGUGUGGUUGUGGAUGGAGAGAGAGGAGAAUGAUGAGAAGUUCCUCCCCUUUGCUUAUGCUUAGAUUAGAAGAGGAGAGUCAUGCAAAUGAGCAUUAUCAUUAUACAUAUGUGUU